This is a messenger RNA of Dromaius novaehollandiae (emu), 8168 nucleotides long. Its product is annotated as erbin. Gene Ontology annotation, cellular component: postsynaptic membrane; adherens junction; postsynaptic density. The record is from RefSeq and is a predicted model, not a curated record. Gene Ontology annotation, molecular function: protein binding. NCBI's taxonomy places the organism in Eukaryota, Metazoa, Chordata, Aves, Casuariiformes, Dromaiidae. Gene Ontology annotation, biological process: cell-cell adhesion; establishment or maintenance of epithelial cell apical/basal polarity; embryo development. The coding region runs from base 527 to 4975 and encodes 1482 amino acids. The transcript has 30 exons.
UGGGCGGCGGCGGCGCGCGGCGCGGCCCGGCAGCCGCAGGGGCACGCGCAGCGCGCGGGCGUUUCACCGUUUCGCCCCCCGGGGCAUUUCCCCGGCCCCCGCCCCCUUCUCAGCUGCCCUCCCGUCUCCCGGGGCUCCCCCUGCCGCCGUCGCCGCCGAGCCGGGAGAAGGCCGGGGAGGGGGGUGAGAGAGGAGGAAGGGGGAAGUGUAAGAAAGGAGGCGGGGAGAGAGGGCGGCGGCGAGGCCGCGGCGCGGGCGGGCAGAAAACUUGAUUGGAUUUAAUAUAUUUCCGUGGGAUCGGAAGGAACUCCUGCCUGCUGCAUCUGGUUUAGACACCCGACAGAUAAGUUCCAUGUGGAUGGUUUAAUAAACUCUUCUGCAUCCUGGUGAUUCUGUGGUCCAAGUUCAGAAACUGAUUCGAACUCCUAUGGUGUGAACUGGAAGAGGUGCAGCGAUUCGGAAUGUUGGGUUUGAAAGCUCAGGGAAGAAGCAGCAGGGAGAAAAAAGUAACACAGUGUGCCUGAAAAUGACAACAAAGCGGAAUUUGUUUGUGCGGCUGGUGCCAUGCCGCUGUCUGCGUGGAGAGGAAGAAACAGUCACUACUCUUGAUUAUUCUCACUGCAGCCUGGAACAGGUGCCUAAGGAGAUUUUCACUUUUGAAAAGACCUUGGAGGAACUCUAUUUAGAUGCUAAUCAGAUUGAAGAGCUUCCAAAGCAACUUUUUAACUGUCAGUCUCUGCACAAGCUGAGUUUGCCAGACAAUGAUCUAACUACAUUGCCAGCAUCCAUCGCAAAUCUCAUUAAUCUCAGGGAACUGGAUGUCAGCAAGAAUGGCAUACAGGAGUUUCCAGAAAAUAUAAAAAACUGUAAAGUCUUGACAGUUGUUGAGGCCAGCGUAAACCCAAUUUCAAAACUUCCAGAUGGAUUUUCCCAACUGUUAAACCUAACGCAGCUGUACCUGAAUGAUGCUUUUCUUGAGUUUUUGCCAGCCAACUUUGGCAGAUUAACUAAACUCCAGAUACUGGAACUUAGAGAAAACCAGUUAAAAAUAUUGCCAAAAACCAUGUCCAGACUGACUCAGCUGGAGAGACUGGACUUAGGAAGUAAUGAAUUCACAGAAGUGCCUGAAGUACUUGAACAACUGAGCGGGUUAAAGGAAUUUUGGAUGGAUGGUAAUAGACUAACACUUAUCCCAGGGUUCAUAGGUACUUUGAAACAGCUGACCUACUUGGAUGUUUCUAAAAACAACAUUGAAGUAGUUGAAGAAGGUAUUUCAGGUUGUGAAAGCCUACAAGACCUACUGUUAUCCAGUAAUUCACUUCAGCAACUGCCAGAGUCCAUUGGUUCACUGAAGAAGGUAACAACACUUAAAAUAGAUGAAAACCAGUUAAUUUAUUUGCCGGACUCCAUAGGAGGGUUAAUAUCAGUAGAAGAAGUGGACUGUAGUUUUAAUGAGAUUGAAACAUUGCCUUCAUCUGUUGGGCAACUCUCUAACAUAAGGACAUUUGCUGCAGAUCAUAACUUUUUAACACAGCUGCCACCAGAGAUAGGAAACUGGAAGCAUGUAACAGUGUUGUUUCUGCAUUCUAAUAAGCUUGAAUUUCUCCCUGAAGAAAUGGGUGAUAUGCAGAAAUUAAAAGUCAUCAAUCUGAGUGACAAUAGACUGAAGAAUUUGCCCUUUACCUUUACAAAACUGCAGCAGCUCACUGCUAUGUGGCUGUCAGACAAUCAGUCUAAACCGCUUAUCCCUCUUCAAAAAGAAGCUGACCCUGACACACAGAAAACAGUGCUUACCAAUUACAUGUUCCCCCAGCAACCAAGGACUGAGGAUGUUAUGUUCAUAUCUGAUAAUGAAAGCUUCAAUCCAUCUUUGUGGGAGGAACAGAGGAAACAGCGUGCUCAGGUGGCUUUUGAAUGUGAUGAAGACAAAGAUGAAAGGGAGGCACCACCUCGGGAGGGCAACCUGAAGAGAUAUCCAACUCCAUAUCCUGAUGAACUGAAGAAUAUGGUCAAAACAGUCCAGACGAUUGUACAUAGACUAAAGGAUGAAGAAUCUACUGAAGACACUGCCAAGGAGUCAAAACGAGAAGGCCAAGCAGUUUCUGUAAAAGAUGUGGGGGUAAAGACUUCAGAAAUUGCUGCAGUAAAAAACAAAGCAGAUGAGAGAAAGCAAUAUUCAGCAGGAAACUCCAUGCAGAAGCCUACUGAACCAGAAGCUGAGCACAGCACUGCAAAUUCACAGAUGACUGCACUUGUUAAAACCUUAAAGAACACAAAAACAAUUGUCAACCAUGAAGACACGCUUGAGCAGGAAUCAGAAGAACUCUCCUCUGAUGAAGAGAUGAAAAUGGCAGAAAUGCGGCCACCGCUGAUAGAAACCUCCAUGAACCAACCAAAAGUGGUAGCUCUUAGCAAUAACAAAAAAGAUGGUUUAAAAGAUGCUGAUUCCUUAUCAGAUGAAGCUACCCACAAUAGCAAUCAGAAUAACAGCAACUGUUCCUCUCCUUCUCGAAUGUCGGAUUCCGUUUCCUUAAAUACUGAUAGUAGCCAAGAUAUUUCUCUCUGUUCUCCAGACAAAGAAACACAUGCAGCUGUUUUAUCCAAAAUCAGACGAGAAGAUGAAAAUUUGAAUAAUCUUUUGCAAAAUGGAGGUGAAUUGAGCAUUACAGUAGAAGGAAAAACAAAUGUGCAAGACAAGGUUACAAAUUUGUCUGAAUAUGAAUUAAGCAUUGAAGAAAGACUAGGUCUGAUAGGAAAAGGUGUUGAUCUAAACACUCCUACUGAGGAGUCUCACAAAUUAGACCAAAUAAACAUGAAUAUCAAUAAGCUGGCUAGUGAAGAGGCAGUGCCAGUUCCCAUAGAAAGAUUAAAACCACAGGAAAUAACAUCAGUAAAGGGGUUUUUGAAUAACAAUAUGAAAGAAGAAAACGAGCACUUGGAAAAUGGAAAUAAAUAUCCUGUAAAUAAAGUAAAUGGACAUCCUGAGGAAUCAGUACAGUCUCCUAUCAGAGAUGAAGUAAUGCGAAGCACUACAGUUGAUGGUGAUUCUUCUGCUGAGCUGCCUAUUUCAAAGAGCACUGAAGAUCUGUCCCCACAGAGAAGUGGUCCUGUGGUGAAAUCUCACAGCAUCACCAGUAUGGAUACUGGUGGUCUGAAAAUCUAUGAUAUUGUCAAUGACAACGGACCUCAGCAGCCAAACACAGUGGUUAAAUCAGCAUCUGGUAGUGCAGAUGGAAAAAACAUAGUCAGAAGUAAAUCUGCUACUCUUCUGUAUGACCAGCCUUUGCAAGUUUUUCCUGGAUCAUCGUCAUCAUCUGAUUUAAUAUCUUCUACAAAAACUGUGUUCAAGUUUGACUCAAAUCACAAUCCUGAAGGUGUUAAUGUGGUGAGAGGGUCAGUGGCAAGUGGUGCACAAAUGUUCUGCGCUCCCCAGUAUAAUAUCCAGUACAGCAGCAGCGCAACAGCCAAAGACACCCUGUGGCCCCAGAAACAAAGCACCCAGGUAGAACAAGGCAGCUUACCUCCUUCACGUCUGCUUAGGUCUGACAGCACAGAAACCCCUAGCUAUGUAAAGCAUUCUGCCAAUAUGAAUUUCUCCAAUCAUAACAAUGUUCGAGCCAGUACCACAUAUAACACUCAUCAACGGAUGUCUGGGAGACAUACAGAUAUGUGGGCUAUUGCACCAAAUGAUAGACUGCUCCCAGGAGCAACCAGAAACACUCUUCAAAGGCAGAGCAGUGUAACCUCUACAGCUUCUGUAAAUGUCGGUGAUACUGGACCCUCAAGGCGGGCUCAGCUUCCUGAAGGGGACUACUUAACGUACAGAGAUAUGCAUUCAAUGGGAAGAGCUCCACCAGUAAUGUCUGGGCAUCAGAGACCUCUUUCUGCCAGGACAUACAGCAUUGAUGGUCCAAAUGUACCCCGACCACAGAGUGCUCGACCUUCAGUGAAUGAAAUACCAGAAAGAACUAUGUCAGUUAGUGACUUUAAUUACUCACGGACUAGUCCUUCAAAAAGAUCAAACCCAAGGGUUAACUCUGAGCAUUCUUUAUUAGACCCUCCAGGAAAGAGUAAAGUCCCUCAUGACUGGAGGGAGCAGGUGCUGCGACACAUCGAAGCUAAAAAACUAGAGAAGAGCAUGCUGUCUAGGUCCUUUAAUUCCAAUUACGCUGCAGUUAGCAGCUUUCCCUAUGGCAGCUCUAGGGAUCUGCAUGGCAGCCAGGGUAGUGUUGCCUUGAGUGUUGCAGACGGAAGAGGUUCUGGUGUGCACGUUGUUCGACAUCCCCAGGCUUCUACUCCAGGAGAACAGUGCCAAGAUGAGGUAUUCAUUUCGGGACAGCAGAAUUACUCAUCUGCCACACUUAGCCUCAAAGAUGUUCCUCCAGACAGCAUGAAGAAAGUAGCUGUGCAGAUACCUUUGACAAAUGGACAGAUGUGCCAGCCUCAAAGACCACAGGCAAACUACAGCCAAGUCCAUCAUCUCCCUCCUCAAUCAUCAGUAGCAAGACAUCCAUCUAGAGAACAAUUAAUUGAUUAUCUGAUGUUGAAAGUUGCCCACCAGCCUCCCUAUGCACAAUCCCAGUGUUCUCCCAGACAAAGCCAUGAAAUGGUAAAGCAAGAGAUUCGAGUGAGGAUUGACAAGGAUCCUGAGCUUGGAUUUAGUAUAUCAGGAGGAGUUGGCGGUAGAGGGAAUCCGUUCAGACCUGAAGAUGAUGGUAUAUUUGUAACCAGAGUGCAACCAGAAGGACCAGCAUCUAAGCUAUUGCAGCCUGGAGAUAAAAUAAUUCAGGCGAGCCAGAGACCCCAGCCUUCCCGAGGCAGGAGAGCAAACGUCGUUUCAGGAGCUGCGGCUUCUGGGCUGCAGCUUUGCAGUUCUUCUCUGGGGAGUCAGUACCUUUCAGACCACCUCUUCUGUGUCAGGCUAAUGGAUACAGCUUCAUCAAUAUUGAUCAUGGACAAGCAGUAUCUUUGCUAAAGACUUUUCAGAAUGCAGUGGAACUCAUCAUUGUACGAGAGGUUUCUUCAUAAAUACUGUGGAUAUGGGGAAAAAGCCAACAAGAUUCAUCGAAGGACUUAUGGGGAACUGAAUAUUUUGACUAUUUUUAUAUAUGAAAGGGACUUAAACUAUGAUCAAAAUUUGUACAGGAGAUGAAAUAUUGAACUUGUGGUUAAAGGGGGAAAAACCACUGUAUAGAACGUACAGGAAAUCAUUUUGGAAAUGCAUAUGGUGAAUAAACUUGUUUUUAAGCAUUAUAGCAAUCUAAGGAUCACUCCUACAAGAACAAACCUGUGUUGUUUUUUGUACAGAUGGUAGGUUUAUUUUUGGAUAAUUCAUACACAUUACUAAACUUUGUGCAAGGCUUUGAGAAGCCUAGGUUGUAGCCAAUGGACAGAUGGCCGGGCUGUCUGUCCUGUAGCUGUUUAUUGCCUUUAUUUUUAUUCACCAGAUAUUAAUGUGUUAGCGAAACCACUUCUGUAGAUGUGGACAGGAGAUAUGAAACGUUGGCUUUGCUAUGUGCACGUUGUAUAGUUGAAUGGGUAGAUGGAAGGUGGUGCUGGUUGGACAGAAUAAAGGCCAGGUGAAACAACUAUUUGCUAUCUAAAUCUGGAAUCAAGAGUGAUGAAAAACUGUUUAGUUUUGGAGUGUACGUCUACCAAUAGAAAAUGCAAUAAAAGCUUAUGGUGUUUUUUAGGAAGACUAUAAUGACAAAUUUGUGAUCUUCUGCAGGAUUUGUUCUUAAUGUAGUCAUUGAAUAUUCAUUUGCCACAUGCGAUUCAAGUUUAGUUGGGGUUUUUUUGCAUACAUAAUUUUUUUCAACUGUACUGUGGAAAUGUGCCCAGAGAUUUUCUCUGCCAUGGAAAUCCCCAAUUUUGUGCAAAUGGCGAUGCUUUUAUCUUUAUAAAGUACUCCAUUUUAAUCUUAUAGAUUUUUAAAAAUGAAACUGAAAUGGCCAGUUUUUAAGAUUGUUGCCUGUAAUAUACAUCUAAAAACACACAAAGUGAAUGAUGCAGGAAGGGUUAUGAACGUCAUCUUGAUUUUGUUUGGCCUUUGCAUUACCUUGUUAAUCAAAAAGGAAACCAUAUGCGUGGAGCUAGGUAACCAAAGCAAGUUUGUGAAACUUUGAAUGGUGAUGGAGAAUUGCUGUGGGGAGCUGAGGAGCAAAGGGAGGGCGUACUUACAACCCACCAGUUCGUAAUGAUGUUUCUUAAAGGGCUGUUCCUACAGGUAACUUUAAAUGUGAACUAGACACUUCAGAGUCAUUAAAGGGUUUCUAACUAUAUUAAUAUAAUAGUGAUUUACCACAGGCUGCCUUUGUUCCUUAUUACUGUAUAAAAUAUUCAAUUAUGCUUUUAUUAAUUUUGUUUACCAGAAACAUUAACUUUAUUUUUCUUUCUCCUUUGUAAUUGAAUAGAGACUGCAUAAUCUGCAGUGAUAAUCAAUACACGGUUGUUAUGGACCAGGGAAAAGUGCCAUAGAAGACCAAUAACUGUUUUUAAUUAGGGCUAAUGAUUAGCCUGUCAUUGGAGCAAUAUUUAGUUAUUGCGGUUCAUUUUUAAUUACAUAUAAGUUGGUAGUUUGAAACUGGUGUAAGUUGUUUUUUUUUCAACCCAUAUGUACAAAAAUAAAUGCUUUUAAUAAAGCUAGCAAAAACACCAGCCUUCUUUAGUUUUGGGAAAAUGAGCUGGAAGAGAAAGGAAUUAUACCUAGCUAGCAUUAAAAAACAGGCAGUACUUUUUAAGUAAGUGAACUCCAAUAUUAUUGCACUUCUUUCAAAGACGUUAACUAUUGCUUGUUGUACUGUGUAUAGUUCUAAUUUUAAUUGAAACCCUUUAACAACUCUUUGUAUAUUUUAAUUCUUUUUAGUUGAUUUGCAGUAAUAUUUACAUAGGAAAUGAUUUUUUUGAUAUAUUAGCAGAAAUGUGCUGUAUUUUGAUAAAAUUCACUUAUUUUCUGUGUGCUGUUAAUCUCUAAAGAAAAGAAUGAGAAACAUAGCUAUAUAAUGGCAGGCUUCAGUAUUCCCCUUCUAAGAUGUCUUUUGUUGUUGUUUAGUUUAUAUUUUUUUAUUGAAAAUGCAAAAUGUUCACAUCACAUCUUCAUUACUUCUAAUCAUGUUAUUUUUAUCACACACUGCCUUUUAAAGGGAAUGCAUACAGACAAGUCCUGAAUUAACUUGGUCUUAUACAUAACUUGUAUCUUUGGGAAGGGAAAAGUUCAAAAAGCAGAACUGAUUCUUUACUGAUCUUGGAUGGACUUUAUAUACAUUUUGCAGUACGUUUUAAAUAUAUCUCUGAUGAAUAUCACUGAUGAAUAAUUGUAUUCUACUUUGCUUUAAUGUUAACAGAAGUUUUAAACUAUAUUGCGUCACUUAGUUUGCAGAGUUAUGUAUGGCAGGAAAAUGCUACCAAAAACUGUUUGGCUAUGGUUAGAAGUAGAGAUUUACAGCAAGAAGUUUAGUACUACUUGUGGAAAUCCUUGGCCAAAGUUUGUGUUCAGUAAAUUAACAAAUUAACCAUCAAAUAAAGCAUUGAUUAUGCUGAUUUUACUCAGCAAACCUUGGAGUUUGUAAUGGGUUGAAAUGUGUUUGUUCCUUCAGUGUCUGUGUGUAAAGGUAAAUAAAUAAAUGUCAAUCUAGAUGAUUUUGCAGAGAGUGGGAGGAAGAUGUCUCCUGAAUUAGUCCAGCCAGGAUUCAGUAGGAGGAGAAACCGUAUCAGCACUUUUCAUUUUGAAUGCCUCUUAGACUACUUCUUGAAUAGAAUAAAAUCCGUCAGCAGCAUAAGUUAUUCAGCAUAGCAAUGAGUUGAUGCAAACUCUGUUAAUUCUUUCUAUUCUUAAUAGUUCAUUAAAGAAUCAGUUCAACUGAUAUAGUGAAAAGAUGAAAUCUCCCACAUAUUUAUUGUGUAAAUAUUUUUCUGAGUUUCUUUUUUGGACUGGAGUUAAAAAAAUGUGUAUAUACUUGAAAGCAUUCUAUGAACACAAACAUAGCAAUAAGCAACACACAGUUAAACCUUUGAUCAUUUUGUUUUUGUUUAGAAAUAUUCCCUUGUCAACAGCUAUGAAAUGAUGUUUUUAUUGAUCAGCAUUUAUUCAACAUUCCAAAUUUUUGUAUAUAAUUAGACUGUUUCUGAGUAACACAUGGAGAAUAGAUAAUAAACUAAUGCUCUUUAAA